AUGAGCAGAAACAUAAUCGCAUUGGAUGAUCUAACGAUAAAUAACAUAGGGGUAUUCAAAAAAAUCAACGAAGUAUCAUUACCUACAACAUAUCCAGAAUCAUGGUAUAAAUUAAGUUUAGAAUCAAAUGAAAUUAUGGUACAAUUAGCAUUUUAUGCAGAAUUACCUGUUGGAGCAAUAAGAGCUAAAACAUUUAAUAACAAUUCCAUCAAAUCUUUAUAUCAAGAAUCUAUAAAUUCUUCAAUUUUACUGAAAACUCCUAAUUGCGUAUAUAUUGAAAGUUUUGCAGUUUUGGAAAAAUAUAGAAGUUUAAAACUUGGAACUGAAUUAUUGAACUGGAUAAUUGAAGAAACUAAAAAGAGAUUUAUUCAUGAGAUUUUAAUACAUGUACAUGUCACUAAUGAAUAUGCUUUGGAGUGGUAUAAAAGAAAGGAAUUUGUUAAAGACGAAAAUAUAGUGAAGGAUUAUUAUAAAGAUCAAGGUUUGGAGAAUCCUGAUGCAUAUAUUUUAAAACUUUCGGUAUGA
Molecule: messenger RNA, 525 nt
Organism: Lodderomyces jiufengensis
Lineage: Eukaryota; Fungi; Ascomycota; Pichiomycetes; Serinales; Debaryomycetaceae
Gene: NAT5
Product: peptide alpha-N-acetyltransferase subunit
Exons: 1
Coding region: 1-525 (174 amino acids)
Biological process (GO): mitotic sister chromatid cohesion
Cellular component (GO): NatA complex
Molecular function (GO): acyltransferase activity, transferring groups other than amino-acyl groups
Source: RefSeq, a predicted model, not a curated record